Anopheles coustani is the source of this 3398-nucleotide messenger RNA. RefSeq names its product protein N-terminal glutamine amidohydrolase (gene tun). Gene Ontology annotation, molecular function: protein-N-terminal glutamine amidohydrolase activity; protein-N-terminal asparagine amidohydrolase activity. The transcript is spliced from 4 exons. The coding region runs from base 1220 to 1855 and encodes 211 amino acids. Gene Ontology annotation, cellular component: cytosol; nucleus. The record is from RefSeq and is a predicted model, not a curated record. Lineage: Eukaryota; Metazoa; Arthropoda; Insecta; Diptera; Culicidae.
GCCCCCGCCCGAGCAUCUUUGACACGUGCAGGUGGCCAAGUUGGCAGAUUUGCGGACGGAGUCUAACGUGGGGUGGGAAGAAGAAUGGAUUGCGAGUGCACCCGGUAGUGGAAAAACGUGCAAAUCUUCCCGUCGUCGGCGAUGACACCCGCCCUGAGAGCGUAGGGCCGGUUAGAUAGCGUUCUAUUUCCCAUUUUUCCGACGUCCUACAACUUUCCUCGGUGCAUCCAGAGAAGAAUAAGAAAAAAACGCUCUAUCGACGACCGCAGCAUCAUAACGAUCCAUCAUCAAUUACCUCCUUCUUCGGCAUAAAACAACAUUCCCGUGUUCUGCGCGCUCUGCAGAAUUUCAGCUCGACGUUCUUUGUCAGCUCUUGCACCGACACCCGAACACAAACAUACACACCUGCCGAGCUUGGAAGGUGUGCAGCUGCGGCCAGAUUCUGGCGCUCAUGAUCGAUUUAUCUGGCGCUGUGCAAUAAAGCGUAAAUUAUUAGCCAUCAAGCAACACUGCUUACUGAGCUAAACAUAAUUAUACCAACCGACAUCACUGAUGAAGUGCCCAUAAACGGCAAGUAAGAAAUCAAUCAGCGGUGGUAAAUUACUGCAAACAGCAACGGCAAACUUAACGUGGGUGGUUCGGUAGUUUUUCCUCCCAAAACGUAAGGUUCCAACCUUCGGGGAAUGUGUGAUACUCCUCGUUAGCUCGUUGUUUAUCGUUGUGUCAGGAAAGAAGGUGGAAGGCUGUGGAAAUUCGUGCGAGCAACGAACGUGACCUAUUUCGCUGGCGCGUUUCUAGUGUGCACUGCGUGGAAAAAGCGUGUACGCGAUAGCGGAUCGCUCCCAAUCGCGGCAGGCUGUGGCAGGGACACGGAAAAGGAAGCUUAGAAAAGCAAGCCAAAAUCAACAGCCCUGCUGCUUCACUGCGAAAGCUAUUCAACAAUAACAACAACGCUUCACGAACCCACGGUGGCCGUAUAGUGUGUGUGUGGCUCGAUGUGGAAGUGAAGUCUGCAUCCCUGUUUUUCCUCCACUUCCGUCGUCGUAGCCGCAAGGAUUCAAGAGCUCCCCACUCGUGGAAAGCUAGAGAGCGAGCUUACCGUACCUGCGUGGAGAGAACGAGCGGUGCUAAGAAACAUAUCCUCGAGCAUCAACGCAGCGCGAACUAACGACGAACACAAAUCAAACACACGCGAGCAAAGGACGAUCCGCGUGCGAAAAUGUCGGCAAACGAUGCUAACUUUAUGCUGUUUCCAAACAUCAACGACUGUUCGUACGUUUCCUGCUACUGCGAGGAAAACGUGUGGAAACUGUGCGAGCAGGUCAAGAAAACACACCCUUCCGAGCUGCCGAAAUGUUACGCCGUCUUCGUAUCGAACGAGCGGCGCACGGUGCCCCUGUGGCGGCAGAAGGCCGGCCGUGGCGACGAGAAGCUUGUGAUAUGGGACUACCACGUGUUUUUCAUGCACAAUCCGUCACCGAACCGGUGUCUGGUGUUCGAUCUAGACACGACCCUGCCGUUCCCGACCUACUUCCACAAAUACGUUACCGAAACGUUUCGGUCGGAUUAUGCCUUAACGCCGGAGCACCACAGGUUCUUCCGGGUGAUACCAGCGGAGAAGUAUCUGGCAGAGUUUUCGUCCGAUCGAAGGCAUAUGCGUAGACCGGACGGGUCCUGGAUCAAGCCGCCACCGUCCUACUCGCCCAUCCAGACCGCCGCAAGCACGCACAGCCUGGAUGAUUUCAUCUGCAUGAAACCGGGCCGCGGGCCGGGCGCGGUCUACGAUCUGUUGCACUUUGUUCAGCAGUUCUACAAGCCACCGGAUCGGAACAUCGGCACCAAAACGCAGAAUUAAAAACCCAUUAACGGACGCGCUGUAGUUCGGCACGGUGGGCGAAUGUCUCACGCCGUUGAUGGUGAUAGCUAGCGAGAACGAAUUGGUAGAGCUCGCGCGAACGCUCGCGAGGACAAAGAGAACGAGGAUUCGAAAUGCUGGCUAGGCGUUGGUUUGGCCGGCUGUGUCGGGGCGUAUUUGCAGCAGGCAAGCGAGAAUAGGACGCUACCAUUUAUUGGAACACAACACCAGAGUACGCACCGUGCCAUCGUUCGAGCGACUAAAGGUGGGUAGGUAUCGUUGGCCGAGCACCAUACCGGGCUGUUUUGCAUAUUUUUAUGCUUACGCCAAGGCUUCAUACUGCAAACGGCGGGAGAGCAUUGGAAGGCAAGGGCAAAAACGCAAGAUUACGACGCCUCGUGAAUAGGUUAAGACAAUUGUCAGUACUGCGUAAGAGGUAAAGCGUAUUUAAGUGUUAUUAAAAUGUAAAAUCUUAUAUAGUGCUUCUUAAUUGUUAGCAUAAAACCAACAUUAAACAAUUGAAGGCGCAGUUUUGGAGGCAAUGCACAAACAUGCGCUAACUCAAAUGUAAUAGCAAACUCUAAUCGGUUUGAAAAUGAGACAAACUUUAUCCUUAAUAUGUUGAACGAUGAACACAUGCAGAGUAUAGAUAUUCAAAGAGAAGAAAAAAAAACCAUGAAUAGAUUGAUUGUAAGAAUCAACAAUCUAUACCACGCCAGUCAAAACGGAACAGGCAAACGUAUAGUCCGUUAUCUUAACCCUAGUAAUUUAUACACACAAUAGAACAGAGUGUAAUAGCAAUCGGGCGAUACAGUUGGUCCCACAAAUUGUUAGCUGUUUUGCGCAAGAAAACGCCAUCGACAUGCGUGUAUCGUUAACGAGAUGGAACGGGAACCGCACAACUUUAAAUCUCUUUUAAUGUGCACACACUUACGGCAGUACUUAGCAUAGGCGUAUGGGGCGCCGCAUGUUAUUGCUCUAUUUGUCACCAGAAAUAAUGUUGAAUGGCGCCAUAUGCGAAUGCUUUCAGAUCUGCAUACGCAGCAAAAGAGUAAGAUACUCAAAUUGCACGAAGUAACCGUAACGAGGGGGUUGACGGAAACGAACGAAACAAAGUUAAAACAAUCUCAAUUUUCAUCAAUUGAGCGCUAAAUGGAAAGUUAUACAUGGAAAUAUAUCUUCUACUCUACAAUGUGAUAUUAGUUAACUAAACGAAUAAACCAUUCGACAAACACAAACGCGGGCAAGUAACGGAAAGUUUACAAAACAAAAAAAGGGAAACGCUUUCGUAUCCAGUCUAGCAACGGCCAUAUGACCUUGCGAACCUUAACAAACAUCAACAACAAGUAAGAGAUUCAUUUUGUUUAAUCCUACCCCGAAUUGCCGAUAACAACCAAAUAAUUUAGAUAGUCCUUUCACAAACACCUUCAGGGCUCGUUAAGAUGGCGUAAGAUGAUUUCAUUUUGUGAUCAUUCUCGAUUGAUUUGAAUUGAAUUUGGCAAAUUUUUACAGUACCCUAAUACCUCCCACUAGUACUCACCCG